UGAAACCGGGUUUGGGAAAUCCCGGUUCCGGGCCGGGUUUCUUCUGCUAAAUUUCCCGUUCCCGAUUUUUCCAAAAUUCUGCUCUCUAGUUGAAGCUGGUUUUCACACGUGCGUCAACGGGCUGAUAUUUCUAUGCUAGUAAAUAUUUUCUUUUUUUUAUUUUAUGGAAUGAUCCAAAAAUAAUUUUGACAUUUUACUUCAAUCAAACUAUUUUCUAUCAACGUUUUUCUUUUAAAAAAUGAGUGGAAAACAGCCACCAAAACAAAGUUUUCAUCCAAUAAAAAAUGAAAUAAUUGAAAGCGAACCAAUUCCCGGUACUUCAUCCACAAAUUUACAAAAUUUGACAGACUUGAGAAUUCGUAAUUCUUUAAAUACAAUUUUAAUUCAGCCAAAUAAUCAAGAUGUUUUGGCUAGUUCGCAAAUGAGACCUCCAAAAGCAGACUUGACUAAUUUUUGGUGUUUGGUUUAUUAUUAUGAAAUGAAUGAACGAGUUGGUGAAGUUUUCAAGUCUGAAUGGAAACAGGAAUUGAAUGAAAAUCCACAGCUUAUAAUUGAUGGAGGUGUUUGUGCUUCAGCAGAAAAUACUCGUUUUUGUUUGGGUGUUAUUGGGAAUAUUAAUAGAAAUCCUUUUGUUACAAAAGUUGGCCGUUCAAUUGGAAAAGGGAUUCGAUUAAAUCAAAAAGAUGAAAAUAUUUAUUUGGAAUCCCUUAGCGAUUCUGCUGUUUUUGUUCAAUGCCCUCUUUUUGCACGUAAAAAUGGUGAUGAAUUAGCCACUGUUUACAGACUUAAAGCAAGUGAUGUUUCUACCUCUUCCUCUAAUGGAUCGAGUAUUUUUUUAAAAUUAUUUUUAAAGAAUUUUUGA
This is a messenger RNA of Meloidogyne enterolobii, 862 nucleotides long. The record is from the annotation of a GenBank genome assembly. NCBI's taxonomy places the organism in Eukaryota, Metazoa, Nematoda, Chromadorea, Rhabditida, Meloidogynidae.